This is a messenger RNA of Baudoinia panamericana UAMH 10762, 842 nucleotides long. RefSeq lists its product as uncharacterized. The record is from RefSeq and is a predicted model, not a curated record. Gene Ontology annotation, molecular function: peptidase activity. Gene Ontology annotation, biological process: proteasomal protein catabolic process. The coding region runs from base 17 to 628 and encodes 203 amino acids. The transcript has 3 exons. Gene Ontology annotation, cellular component: nucleus; proteasome core complex; proteasome core complex, beta-subunit complex. Lineage: Eukaryota; Fungi; Ascomycota; Dothideomycetes; Mycosphaerellales; Teratosphaeriaceae.
GCGAACCAUAGACACCAUGGAGGUCUUACUCGGCAUUACAGGCAAGGACUUCUGCAUCGUAGCCGCCUCGAAAGCGGCCAUGCGAGGCGCAUCCAUCCUGAAAGCGAACGACGACAAGACCCGGACACUGAACAAGAACACCCUCAUGGCCUUCAGUGGCGAGCCAGGAGACACGGUCCAAUUCGCCGAAUACAUACAAGCCAACAUCCAGCUUUAUAGCAUGCGCAACUCCUCCGACCUCUCACCCUUCGAAGUAUCGUCCUUUGUGCGCGCAGAACUUGCCAAGUCACUACGCUCGCGGUCACCGUAUACCGUGAAUCUACUGUUAGGUGGUUACGAUUCGAUCAAGCAAAAGCCAGAGCUGUAUUGGAUCGACUAUCUUGCUUCGUCGGCUCCAGUACCGUACGCAGCUCACGGCUAUGCCCAAUAUUAUUGUCUAAGUAUACUGGACAAGCAUCACCAUCCGGACAUCUCUUUUGAGCAAGGAAUGAAGAUUCUCAGGAUGUGCACAGACGAGUUAAAGAGACGGUUACCGAUUGACUUCAAGGGCGUGAACGUGAAAAUCAUCGAUAAAGACGGCAUAAGAGAAGAGCCGUACUCGGACGACAAGCAGGUUUACGCUCCAUGACGCUCUUUUUGGAAAGUGCGAAGAAGGUUGCAUGGCGUCUGGCGUGGGAAGGAGCAUAGCUAUACCGCCAGCGAAGGCUCUCUGCAGCAGUCGGCGAAGUGAAUGUACAUGUAUGGCGUUCUUCUACUACAAUGUUCGACAGAUCUUACAUACCUCGUCAUAGCAUCUCACCAACAGGCGGCUACUCACUAACGACAAGACUUCUUAUUCUCAC